Molecule: messenger RNA, 1108 nt
Organism: Racocetra persica
Lineage: Eukaryota; Fungi; Glomeromycota; Glomeromycetes; Diversisporales; Gigasporaceae
Source: the annotation of a GenBank genome assembly
GUACCUCUACGAUUAGACAACGUCGUCCAGUUCAUGAUAAUCCUUCAUUCUAUCGUCCAACUUUAAAUGAGAAUCCUUUUAGUCGAAAAUUUUUACUAGUAAUUGAAAUUUUGCUAGUAUUGACUUCUUUGAUUGGAUUGAUUUUUUUAUGCUUUCAGGUAUUAUUUAAUGAUAAAGUUUCUCAAACCAAUGACCGUUUUCAACCUAACGACGGUUCUCAACUUAAUGAUGGUUCUCAACUUAAUGACGGUUCUCAACUUAAUGACAAUUUUCAAUCCAAUCAAUAUUUUAAAUCCAAUAACUCUUUUAAUCCCAAUGAUGAUGUUUCGAUUGUAAAGACGGCUAAUAUUACUGAUGAGUUGAACGAACUUCGUUUUGCUGUUCGUAAUCUCAGAGUCGUCAUGGAAAAAAGCCGUGUCAUUAUUGACCAAUCCAAACCAAUUUCGAUAGAUCUCGAAGAAUUAGACCAAAAUAUUCAUAAUACAGUUGAAGAACUCCGAAAAUUUCAACAUAAAGCUGAAUGGUUCUUUUGGCUUCUUAUAGAAGAGGUGAAAGCUAUAGCUCAAGAAUUUGAAAAACUUCAUUUCUCUAAACACGAUCGAAGUUUAUAUGAAGAAGUUGCUAUCUCUAUUCAUAAACGCCUCAAAUCUUUAGAUGAUCAGAUAAAUGAUUUUCAUGAUCAAUUCAAACGUGUUGGUUAUGCGAUUGAUCAUGUUCAAAAAAAUGCAAUAAGUACACGAAAGAACCUGAUUGAAGUUAAACGUGAGGCUGAGAAUUCUUUGAAAGAACAGUGGUUAUCUUCUUUAAUUGGUAAAUGGCUUACUAAAUGGUUUAAUAUCACGAAUCCUACGAUACAUGAGAUUGAAGAAGAACUUGAUCAAGUAAACUUUAUCAAAAAGAUGCUAGAAGAUUUUGAUCGUAGUUUUAUUGAAUUUGAUGACUUUUUAACAAAUUAUCGUAUCAAAAUCAAUGAAGUUAUCGUACAGAGUGAUGGCGUUCCUGCAAAACCGACCGCUGAAUAUAUAUGUUACUUAAAAAAAGCAGCUGAAGAUCUUGAAAGGCAACAUUCCAAGCUCUUUAGCAAGGAAUCGAUUGGACAUGAUCCCAU